AUGAAGAUAACAACGAAGACGUCAAGCUAUUUUAUCACGGGUUUCAAUUUACUUGCAUCAGGUGCUGGCCUUGCUUGCUGUCUCCUCGAAAAUUUUGUUCUCGAACACGAGCCACCAUUUUCGUUGAGUGAAUUUCGAAAACCCAAAAUACUCGAAAUCGCAGCACAAUCGGCGUCCCUUUUCGUUACUUUCCUCGUUAUCCUCUCCUUGAUCAUUAGGAAGAAUGGGUUUUCUAAAGUCGUGUCCGCGAUUUCGAUAUUGGAUUGCCUUCUCUCUGGUGGAAUUUUCAUCUUCUUUAUGAUCAUGUUUCAACAUGUUUAG
Messenger RNA from Oikopleura dioica, 321 nucleotides. The record is from the annotation of a GenBank genome assembly. Lineage: Eukaryota; Metazoa; Chordata; Appendicularia; Copelata; Oikopleuridae.